GACAUGUGAGAUGAGAGUGAAUGUGCCUAUGCAUAUAAGCUCUUUCUAUUUAAAAUGCUCGCUCAAAACCGGCUGAUAACUUUAUUGUAAGUAUUUACUUGGGCAUGUGUAUUUUGUGUGGCAGUGAUCUGCUGUUCUUUGAUCAACAACAACGUGCGAAAAAUAUUCUAUCAUGUCGGAAAAAGCUUGUUGCCAUGGACCUGGCUAUGCGACUCCGCUGGAUGCCAUGAAGAGUGGACCCCGGGAGAAAUUACUCUAUACGGUCACAAUUCAACCAAAUUUGGACGAGCCGCAUGGCGAUUAUCUAUCCACAAUCGAUGUGGACCCAGAUAGUCCCACAUAUUGCCAGAUCAUUCAUCGCACCUUUACGAAUCGAAAGGGAAACGAGUUGCACCAUUCCGGCUGGAAUGCCUGCUCCAGUUGCUACUAUGUUGAUAAGAAUGCAGCAACUGUGCCGAAGAGAAACAGAUUGAUUUUGCCCUCACUUAAUUCGGAUUUUAUUUAUGUACUCGAUGUGGCGACGGAUCCACGCAAGCCUGAAAUUGUCAAGGUCAUCGAAGGAGACGUGUUGAAGAGCCACAACGUGACGGCUCCGCACACAACUCACUGCUUGGCCAAUGGCAAUGUAAUGAUAUCGGUUAUGGGUGAUGCUAAGGGAAAUGCAUCUGGAGACUUUAUCCUGUUUGACUCAGAAUUUAAUUGUGUCGGCACAUGGACUAAGGGAGAUCGGAAGGCGCUGUGUGGUUAUGAUUUCUGGUAUCAGCCCUAUUUUGAUGUUAUGGCUUCAUCCGAAUGGGGAGCACCCAACAAAUUUCGACGUGGAUGGAAUAUUGAAGAUUUGAACGAUAUGAACCAGUAUGGCUGCAGAAUUAAUUUUUACAAGUGGUCUACACAAACUCUGUAUCAAACCGUUGAUCUGGGUUUUGAGGGCGUUACCCCGUUGGAGAUACGCUUCAUGCACGACCCAAAACGUCCAGAUGGAUUCGUUGGAUGCGCCUUGAAUGCAAAAGUUUUUUAUUUCAAGAAAAAAACCGACUCCGACGAGUUUGAUGUCAAGAAAGUAAUUGACAUACCAAAUAAGUUGGUGGACACUGGAAGUGGCACUGCUUCUGAGAUGGGUGGAAUGAUUUCAGAUAUUAUCAUAUCGCUAGAUGAUCGAUUCCUCUAUGUAAACUGCUGGCGUCACGGCGAUGUCAGGCAAUAUGAUAUCAGCAAUCCAGACAAGCCCAAACUCAUUUCUCAAAUCUGGAUGGGAGGUUCUAUCAGCAGUGAUCUUCCCAAUAUUAUCGUCAAGGAGGAUAAAGAGUUGACUGAAAGGCCACCUCCAUGCUUCAUCAAGGGUCGUCGCUUGGAAGGAGGACCCCAAAUGAUGCAGCUGUCUCUUGAUGGCAAACGAUUAUAUGUUUCCUCUUCACUCUUUUCUCCUUGGGAUAAACAAUUCUAUCCAGAAAUGGUGGCCAAGGGUGGAACCGUGUGCCUCAUCGAUAUCGAUGUGGUCAAUGGAGGCAUGACUCUCAAUGAGGACUUCUUUGUUGACUUUGGAAAGGAACCAUAUGGGCCAAGUCUACCACAUGAGAUGCGCUAUCCAGGAGGAGACUGCACCUCAGAUAUUUGGCUAGCCAAUAAGUAAGAUAUACUCAGACAUACUCAACUGUUUCUAUCAUUAUAUUGAAUGUGUAAUCCAAAAUAAAUGAUUUUUUUAAUGUUA
This is a messenger RNA of Drosophila grimshawi, 1708 nucleotides long. RefSeq names its product methanethiol oxidase. Gene Ontology annotation, molecular function: selenium binding. Bases 173 to 1630 code for a protein of 485 amino acids. The record is from RefSeq and is a predicted model, not a curated record. The transcript has 6 exons. NCBI's taxonomy places the organism in Eukaryota, Metazoa, Arthropoda, Insecta, Diptera, Drosophilidae.